CCGUCAUCCUCUAGUGGAAUCCAUGAAAUAGUGAUCGGAGAAAGAGAUUAUCUUCGGUGACUAUAUUGCCCUAUCAAUCGCAGCUGCAAAUCGACGAAGACAAGGGCACACCCGCCUUCGACGAUUUCUGAGAAGCCACCCAUCCACUUCUUAGCAUUAGCAUCUUAACACAAUUCUCAAUCAUGUCUUGGUGCACUAUCGAGCCUGAUCCUGGUGCAGAGCCGACUAAUGAGGAGCAUUGUGAGACAGUUGGUAAAGAAGGGUGGUAUAUACUUGACGAAAAUCAACAGCAUGUUGGUCCCUAUGCAAUUUCAGAGUUGCGUGAGCAUUUCUUAAACGGCUACCUCUUAGAAACCACCCUCGUCUGGUCUCAAGGAAGAAGUGAAUGGCAGCCACUGUCCUCAAUCCCACAAUUGUUGUCAGGAAUUUCUCAACUCGGGGCUGCUUAUUCCACUGCAGAACCCCACAAGGAUCUCAAGGAUCAUGAUCAGGUGGCAAGACAGGAGGCAAUAGAAUCCACCAGCUUGGAAAGGGGAUCUCUUCCCAGCUAUGAACAGGAAGUACCUUCCAAUGUUGAUGAUGAGUUUGAGAAAUGGCAGAGAGAGGUUAGAGAGGCAGAGUUAGAGGCAGAAAAAUUGAAAAACGGAUCUGUUUCCAGCAAUGUCGGCGGUUGCUCGGGUGGUGUUGAUGAUCACGAUGGAGUUCCAGCAUCCCCAGAUGGGGAGGAAGAAUUCACUGAUGAUGAUGGUACUACAUACAAGUGGGAUAGGAGUCUUAGAGCAUGGGUUCCUCAGGAAAACAUUUCAAGCGGAAAUGAGCAAUAUAGGGUAGAAGAGAUGACUUUCUUGGAAGAAGAGGAAGUCUUUCCAACCGUGAAUGUUGCUGAUGCAUCUGUAAAGGAAGACAUUAUGGAGGAUCAAGUUGAUGACACCAAUAAGGUAGCAGAAGCAAAACAUAAUGGCAAGAGAAAACAGCCAGACAAGGAAGAGGAAAAGAAGGAAGCCAAUAAACCUCCUGAUACUUGGUUUGAGUUGAAAGUCAAUACGCAUGUUUAUGUGACUGGGUUGCCUGAUGACAUCACUACAGAGGAAGUGGUGGAGGUAUUUUCCAAGUGUGGAAUAAUCAAGGAGGAUCCUGAAACAAAAAAACCUCGUGUCAAAAUCUAUGUGGAUAAAGAGACAGGAAGAAAGAAGGGUGAUGCACUUGUAACAUAUCUUAAGGAACCAUCAGUUGCUUUGGCUAUUCAAAUUUUGGAUGGAGCUCCUUUUCGUCCAGGUGGAAAGAUCCCUAUGACUGUCACCCAAGCUAAGUUUGAGCAGAAAGGGGAUAGGUUUAUAUCCAAGCAAGUAGAUAACAAAAAGAAAAAGAAGCUGAAGAAGGUUGAAGAGAGGAUGCUUGGCUGGGGUGGCCGUGAUGAUGCAAAGGUGACAAUUCCAGCUACUGUAGUUCUUCGUUAUAUGUUCACUCCUGCGGAAAUGAGGGCUGAUGAAAAUUUAUGUUCAGAAUUGGAAGCAGAUGUUAAAGAGGAAUGUGAAAAGCUUGGUCCAAUGGACUCAGUCAAGGUACGGAAACCAGAACCUGUGUUUCAGGUUCUGGUUCCAGUUCCAAAUUCCAGGAACCGGCCGGUUCUGGUUCCGAUUCCAUGGAAAUUGGGUGGGUACCCAGACCUGCCCACCCCUAUUUUAUUGAAACGUUUCUUGAAUUUUUUGAGACUAAUACAAGAUAUCAAUGCAUGGCAGGCCUUUAAUUUUCUCAAAAUUUAUUCAAUUUACUAUGUCCUAACUUCUUGCAGUUAUUCUAGCCAGUGAAGUUUAUGUGUUCCUAUUCUCUCAUAAUCUGUAUCUUCCUUAGACUUGGUACUAGAAAGGAUUGUUUCAUUCCUAGGAUGGUCCUGAACUGGUUCAGAAGUUGUAGUUUCUCGUGUAGACGUUGAUUGAUUCUCUUUAGUUCCAUUGGUUUUCCUAUGUUUGCUGUUCUUUCUGGUGAAUCUUUUCCUUUUUUCCAUAAGUACGAACUGUUAUUAUCUUUUAUUUGUUUUAAGCAUUUUC
Molecule: messenger RNA, 2048 nt
Organism: Pistacia vera
Lineage: Eukaryota; Viridiplantae; Streptophyta; Magnoliopsida; Sapindales; Anacardiaceae
Product: splicing factor U2AF-associated protein 2
Exons: 15
Coding region: 183-1808 (541 amino acids)
Biological process (GO): mRNA splicing, via spliceosome
Cellular component (GO): U2 snRNP; U2-type spliceosomal complex
Molecular function (GO): RNA binding
Source: RefSeq, a predicted model, not a curated record